Messenger RNA from Daktulosphaira vitifoliae (grape phylloxera), 4240 nucleotides. RefSeq lists its product as uncharacterized. NCBI's taxonomy places the organism in Eukaryota, Metazoa, Arthropoda, Insecta, Hemiptera, Phylloxeridae. The coding region runs from base 39 to 2819 and encodes 926 amino acids. The transcript is spliced from 23 exons. The record is from RefSeq and is a predicted model, not a curated record.
UAAUUUUAAAAACAAAUUCAGCUUUCAAAUUUUUUAAUAUGGCUGAUUUGGAUAGUGUGUUAAUUAAUCUAAGAUCCUGUUUAAUGUCAGUAAAAGAAGGUGUACCAUUGAAUCAAAUAGACAGUGAUUAUUUUAAAGUGAUUGGUGAAAGAAUACCAUUUAAAAAACUUGGAUUUCCAUCAAUUGAAGCAUUAAUACAAUCAUCAGACAAUUUUUACAUUCAAAGUCGUGGGGGAGUUAGUGUUGUUCAUGCUGUAGCAAAUGAAAAAACGCAGCAUUUAAAUGAACUUAUUCAAAGACAAAAAUCAAAACCUCCAAAAAAAAACAAAUUGUUUAAUAAAUCAUUUCAACCCAGAGUUGAUGGUUUUUCGAACACUCAAAACAGAGGAUAUAACUAUCCUAGAAAUGGAAACAAUACUAACCAGAGACCUCCGAAAUAUUAUCAAGGCUUUAUUAGUUCACAGUAUAAUAACAAUUUUAGAACAGCUCAAACUUUAAUUGCCAAAAAUGGUCAAAGUAAUAAUAAUCAUCCUAAACCAUAUGAAAAGAAUGGUUUUAGUAAGCCUCAUUUGAACAAUUAUACUACUAAUCAUCAAGGGAAUUAUAAUUCAAACAAAAUAACACAAAAUAUUAUAUCCAGUACUAAGAGUGUAUUACCUAACACAGAUAUUAAAAUUAAUAAAAAAUUUGAGGUGAUACCACCAUUAACAAGUAGCUGUAGUAGUUUAGAAUCAGCUUAUAGUUCUGGCUCAUUAGGUAAUCCAAUAACAUCUGCUACCCAAACAAUGGCCACUCUGACUCGUCGACAGUAUAAGUCAAAAUUAUGUGUCAAUCGAACAGAAAGUAAGACCGGGAAUAUGUAUAACACUAAAAUAAAGGAAAAAUCAUCAUUAUCAUCUCUACCUUUCAUACCUGUUGUAAAACCGUCAACAGCACAAAGUAGACUUCAAAAGUACCCCAAAAAAUGUGAUGAAACCGAAAUAAAAGACAUUAAUAAGGAAGUUCUUCAACCUGUUAAAGAAUCAAAUGCAGUGUUACCUGAAAAUGUCAGUUCAUCAGGCGAAUUUUAUGAUGUUGAGAUGUUUAAAAAUACCGAUUAUGUUACUGAAUUGGAGUCAUAUAUCAAAAAAGCAAAAUUAUCUGAUCCAUUUUAUGACUGUAUGAUCAAAAAGGAAAAAUUUGGCAAAGGCAUUAAAUUAAUUCACAUUUGCACUAUUAAUGUUAAUGGUGGAGCAGUUGGUAGUUCAUUCCCUAUAGAAUGUAACUCAGUUGAAUUGGCAAAAAAUGUAGCUGCUAAAAGUGCUCUCUCUACUUUAAAAAUACAAUACGGAGAAAGUAUAGAUUACCCAGUUACAGAAGAUAUUAAUGAAAUGGCUUCUCGUGUAAAACAUCUUUUGAAAAUAAAUAGUCAUGAGUCUGGUCUUAUGAGUGAUGUCCUGGAACAAAUGUAUAGAGAAACAUAUAAACAAAAUAUGUUGGACAAUUGGAUUCAAUAUUUAGAUGUUUUUAACUAUUUCACUUUUGAUAAACUGGUUGCUAAUAAAACUAUUAUAUAUUUGAAUGAACAUAAUAACAUAAACCAAAAUGGGGAAGUAAAUGAAAUUAAUGGUACUUCUGAUGUGUCUGUAGACAACAUAGAUAUUGAUAGUCCUUUGACAGUUGUAACUAUUAAUAAUUAUGAUGAAAAAUCAGUUCUUGUUACAGCCAUUUACAGUUCAAUUGGAGUUAGCAUUCGCUUUGUUGGUUCAAAUGUUGAUGAAUCUUACAUUAAAAUGCAAGCUAAGUUCAAUGAUACAAUGAACACUAGUUUUCAUUUAGUAGAAGAAGUUGUCGAAGGAGAAUAUUAUGCUGUACUUUUUGAGUCAUUAUGGCAUAGAGUACAAGUUACUAGCUUGAUUGAAGAAGAUUCAUCUGUCACUUGCUACAUGAUUGAUACAGGGGAUUCAUUGACUGUUUCUAAAGAUCAGAUCUGUCUUUUAGAUCCAGUUUUUAAAAAAAUAAAAGCUCAGGCUGUUCAGUGUGCUUUAACACAGCUUGAAAACUUUAGCACCUUUAUUGGCUUAAAGGAAAUACUAGAUGAAAUGUUGCUCAAUAAGUCAUUUAUCUUAAUACCUGAUAACCUAGAGGAUGAUCCCAAUUUGCCGACAGUAACAUUAUAUGAAAAAAAAGGAAAUGAAUUUACUAAUGUAAACGAAUUGAUUAUUACAAAAUUUUUAACAAAAACAGUUACCAAACUACCAUCUUUUGAGGAAAAUGCAAUUGUUGAUGGAACUGUUUCAGCAGUGACUAUUUCAGGUUAUAUUUAUUUACAACUGAAUACUGACAUAGUUGCUUCACUUGAAGAAAUAUUACCAACUGAGUGUGAAGAGUAUUUAGAUACUGAAUAUUUUCUAAAAAGCAAGGAUGAAAUUCAGAAAGAUAAAAUAUAUUUGGCCAAAUAUGAACCAGAUAGUUGGAGUCGGGUUCAAGUUCUAAAUGUUCUUAAUGAUUCUGAGGUUGAUGUAAUUUAUGUUGACUAUGGUAAUAAUGGAAAAAGUGAAAUCACUAAAUUAGUCGACUUAGAAAAAUUUGAUCCUCUUAUGACAAAAAUUCCAGCUCAGGCUUCAAAAGUAACUAUGAACUUGUUGCCUCCUAGUACUAUGACUCCUGAAAUAGCUACCAAAAUUUAUGAGAUGGUAGGAAAUGAAAAAGUGUUGGUAAAUUUAAUUAAUGCACCAGCUGAUGAUGUUCCUUGUAUUCAACUUUAUAAAAUUCAACCUGAAACAGAUAUUCCAGUUUGUUUAAAUAUCAAAUUGGCUCAAAGCAUCAAAAAGCAGUAAAUACCAAAUGACUACUACUGUUAAAAUGAAAUCAUAUUAUCAACAAAUCUACAUAAUUUAUUCUGUUUAUAUAAUAUCCUAUUCUUGAAUUCUUUAUAAAAUUUAAUAAUACUUCCAAAACACAAAGAAAGUUUUUUAUUCUUCUACUUGAUUGUGUAAUUGUACCUAUAUUUUUUGAAGACUGUUGAUUGUUUUAUAAACUUAUUAUUCAUUUUGAUAUUUAUUUGUUUAUAAUAUAUUUUGUUUCUAAUGCAUGAAUAUUCUAAAUACUAAGUAAGUUACAUUAUAUUUGUUAUGGUUAAAAUGGUUAUAUUAGUUAUGCUUAAUUCAAAAUAAAUAGUUUAAUAGUAAUUUUAAAUAAAUCUACUAUUUUCUAUGUUAUAAAUUGAAUAGCUUUAAUAUUUUGUUGACUUAAACUGUUAUUAACUUGAAUAAAAUAAUUUUUAUACUUAUAUUUAAUCAAGUAUUAAGACAUUAUUUAUUUUUUUAUUUUUAAACUGCUAGUAGUUAAGUAUCAAUUGUAAUGGUGUUUAGUUACCAUUAUUGUCAAAAAUUAUUAUAAUAAAACGCAAACAGCGCAUCGGCUACUAGAGACUGAUGAAUCGACAAUAAAAAAAAUAAUUAUCACAAUAUUAGCUAUCAUCCAAAUGAUUAUUUAAACCCCAAGGACCAGGCCAUGGGGUCAGUUGAUUCCAGUACAUAGCCUUGUUUUGUGUAAUUCAUCAGUCUCGGUACUCGGUUGUUGCUGUCCGGCUUACUGUGAUAAAGUCAAGUCUUUGUUCUUCCUUUUCACUUAUUUGUUUUUGUCCUCUACAUUAAGGAUACUUUUGUCUUCAUUUCGUAUUUUGUUAUAUUCCUUACCGUAUACACUCGGUAUUUGUAUCAUGCACUUCUUCUACACCCCAUACCUUCGUAUUACCCUUAUUUUUUAACUAUAACAACGCCCUUUUUGACACCCACAGCCGACCUAGAGUCUAAGUCGAGCUCGGUAACUGCUGUACAAUCACACGUACAUGAAUAUCCAGACAGCAGACUUAUCGUCUUCGUACCUACACUACACUUGCCUACUGUAGAUUCUUUUUGUUUUACAACACAAUUUGAGUGCUUAUUUCACUAAAAAAGUGUUGGAUGUAGUGUGUGGUGCAGUGAAUCAUUCAAUCACUGUCUUAAAGCUGAUUUUCAGCUGCCUUGUUUUGCUGUUUCAGGAUUGAUAACUGUAUGGGAACUUGAACUGUUGUACAUACCUAGCUCUUAUACUGGUUCCCUCAGCCAUUAUGAAGUUGAAGCCGGUUGGCAGCUCUGCAUAUAGUCCUUUUUUUGACAUAGUGAUAAACAUUUUUUAUUAAAUAAAACUAAUGAAUUUAAAGUAGAACAUUCACUAAUUAAAUAUUACAAGAUAAUUCACUAACUGUCUUAUGCAA